AGUAGCGGGUUGCGAGGGUCCUCCGCGCACUGGCGGGACUUCCAGUGUUGUGGCGGGUAGCGGAGAACUAGCCACCUUCCUGGCUGCGGGCAGGAAACCGGAAGGGGUCCCUGAGCCCGCGAACCUGAAGCGGAAGUGGAAGUGUAACGUUUGUGAGGGAGACAGCUACCUCACUUAACAAGUCUCUGUAGUCUCAGAUGUGUGGCUCUUCCUCAAGUGUCUGGAGCUGAGAUGCGACCCAGGAAGGGAACUGUGGCUAGCUAAGGAGUCAAAGCUUGAUGUUACUUCCAGAUCUCAUGUCAACACUGAGCCCUCAAUUACUGGUGGCAGUUGCUCAGCAGACCCUGGGCAUGGGAAAGAAAAAGGGUCCACCUCGAGCCAUCUGCCUUCACCUGGCUGGAGAAGUGCUGGCUGUGUCCCGGGGGCUGAAACCUGCUGUGCUGUAUGAUUGCAACGGUGCAGGAGCAUUGGCACUCCAGAACUAUCUGGAGGAGCUGCAAGGGCUGGGCUUUCUGACUCUGGGACUUCACAUUCUUGAAAUUGGAGAAAAUAACCUCAUUGUCAGCCCUGCACAUGUAUGUCAGCACUUGGAACAGGUAUUGCUUGGUACCAUAGCCCUCGUGGAUGUUUCCAGCUUCCAACCUCACCCUUCUAUCUGUUCCCUGGACCAGCUUAAGGAUUUGAAGGACAUCGUGACUGAGAUCAUCACACAUUUGAAGGGGCUGCAGAGGGAUCUAUCCUUAGGAGUCUCCCACAGCAUGCUCCAUUCCUCAGACUGGAAUCUUUGUACUCUAUUUGGGAUCCUCCUGGGCUAUCCUGUCUCUUAUACUUUUCACCUGAACCAGAGAGAUGACAACUGCUUAGCCUUGACCCCACUACGGGUGUUCAGUGCUCGGAUCUCAUGGCUGCUAGGUCAAACCUCAGUCCUGCUCUAUUCCUUUAGUGUCCCAGAAAUCUUGUUCCCAGCCCUAAGGGACACUCUAAAUGUCUGGGAGAAGAACCUCAGAGCCCAAUUUAGGACUCAGAAUGACUUUGCUGACCUCAGCAUCUCCUCUGAGAUAGUCACACUGCCGGCUGUGGCCCUCUGACUUUAAUUUUUGUCCUCCUAUGUAGAAGGCAUUCAGUAAGUGCUCAUCUCUGGGUUGGGGGUAUCAAAUAGUGAUCAUUUAAAGUGCUGGUUUUAAGUGCCUGGGGACCCUAGGGAAGAAUGCUGUAUUCAGCUGGCCACAUCAUGAAUGGGAAUAGGUAGUGGCGGUGGUGAUGCUAACAUUAGAAAUACAUAUUGGCCAUUUCUAUACUAGGAGGUCCUUAGUUAACAGAGGUGUCUGUUCAUUUUUCACUGGAUAAGAGUUAGAAGGAAAGAGACAGAAGGGGAAAAGAAUGGUUGUAGAGGACAAGCAGUAUACCCGUGUGUGGUAUCCUACCCUGUGUAGAUAGUGUCUUUAGAAAAGGAAGACUGGGUCCUUUCUGUAUGUUUCUGUACCUCCAACUGAAUUGGUCUAAGGGGAGUAGACCAGGAUGCUUAAGUGCCACACUUGUAAUAUGUUAUUUAGGAAUAAACUGAAGAUUCCAGGGAACAGUCUGGUGAGGUAAAGUUUAUUUAUUUAGGCUAAAAAAAUUGAAGUCAGAAAUCCCAAUUCAGUUGGAGGGUAAACCCAAGCUGUAAAGUACCCAAACCUUCUGCGUUUUUCAUUGAGUUGUUUGCUGCUGAUUUUUACUCCAGGCAGCUGUCACAAGUUAUUCAGAUUCUCAGGUUAUCUUUGUUGGCCAGGAAUACUGCCAGUGCUAUAGCAAUCACCACUGUCAGGAUGGGGAGCCACUGACCACAUUGCUUCUGUGUGGAGGGAAGGGAGACAGAAGAAAGCAGCCAUAAGUCACUUAGAGAAAAUAUGGGCAAAAGCACCCCUUCCUAUUCUAGCCCAAUGGAAGACCGUGGGUUGGUGCUAGAAAAAGCUUUUUACUUCACUGUCUCACUUUCUGUCACCUCUCUUGGGAUAAAACCACUUUACUAGUGGUCCCUGGCCCAGGGACCAUGUCCAGUAGGGGCCAAACAUUUAAAUGCUGAUGUGAAAAAUUCAGAUUGGAAAAUAAUUCAGCAAAAUAAUAUUAUUCUCUUUGUAUGCCUUAGUACCUUUGUUGUCCUUCCCUGUCCUUGUCAUCAUGCUGGCAAUAGACUAAAAGAACAUCCUUUCAUACUUGAGUUAAUGCAGCUUGAGAAUCCCUUACCUGAAAUACUUAGGACCAGAAGUGUUUCAAAUUUUGGAGGUUUUCAGAUUUAGUAAUAUUUGCCUAGACUUUACCAGUUGAGCAGAUCUCAUGAAAAAAAAAUCUGAAACACCAAAUACUCUAAAAUCUGAAACUUUUUGAAUAUCAUGUCAAUGCUCAAAAAGUUUUGUAUUCAGAGAAUUUCUAAUUUUGAACAUUCAGCUUAAAAAUGCUCAGCCUAUAGCAAAUCUUUCCCCCAGGCCUUAAGAGUUCCACAGAAAUUGGACUUGGAUACAUGAAUCAGUGUUUCAUGACUGCUGUACUUUCAGCAUGGACUAAAUCAAGCAGAAUAGGCAGAGUAUUCAGAGCAUUUCUGAUUUUGAACAUUCAGCUUAGGGAUGCUCAGCCUAUAGCAAAUCUUCCCCUCAGCCCUCAAGAAUUCCAUGGAAUUGGACUUAUGUACAUGAGUCAGUGUUUCUUUCAUGACUGCUAUACUUUCAGCAUGGACAAAAUCAAGCAGAAUAGACAGGAUGACUAGAUAUUGACAUGGGCUGGCAAAUUUUAUCUGUAAGACUUGGCUAAAAAAGAAAUCAUCCCACCACCAUUUGUACAGGAGGAUGGACCCUCUUACUCUGGGAGGUGGCUGCUGGUUGUGGUUCAGCUCUUCUCGACAGUGCUGCAGCUUACGCAUGCAGGAGAGGUACUCGUCACUGAGGUUGUCUAACUCCGAAUGCAGUUCUCUGCACUGGGGAGAAUAUCAUCGGAGUCAUCAUCAUCAAUUCUAUCUUGAGACAGAACCCAGGAAGGGGAGACUGCCCUGAGUAAGGUACUCCUUCAUUCAUUUUGAAUGAACUAUUCUCCCUUCCCAACCUUCCUCAGAAUUUUUAGUUUGUACUGUCUCACUUGUUUUUCUCUGGAAUGUGUUGCUUUAAAAAAAUUGAUUGUACUGCAUAUAUUACACUUUAUGUAUUGUAAAUAGUUUUAUGUGACCAACCGUGUAUGUACAAGUGCUUUGUAAAUGGGGAGACCCAAAAAUGAAAUUCUUAAAGCA
Molecule: messenger RNA, 3256 nt
Organism: Marmota flaviventris (yellow-bellied marmot)
Lineage: Eukaryota; Metazoa; Chordata; Mammalia; Rodentia; Sciuridae
Gene: C12H1orf74
Product: chromosome 12 C1orf74 homolog
Source: RefSeq, a predicted model, not a curated record